CUGGUGGCUACUUUGCCUACGACCAAUGUUGGCGCCAUAAUCACGGUGAAAACGAAUUAGAUGUACCACGUGUGCCCUUGGAAAGGUGAGACCUUAUUCAUUUCACGACGGAAGACUUGAAUAUUUCGACAUGGCACGGCCGGGUCAGCGGUUUGUCAAGCAGGAGACAGUUUGCCGCCGUUUGGAAUGCUUCUAGUGUCUUUGACGGACGCCCCGACCUCUGAUGCCACCUCUGAUGCCACCAUCAAGCACAUACUCUUCAGCAGAAGUCUAGACUUCUUUUCUCGUCUGGCCUCAAUGCCUCCUGAACACGAUGUAUAAAAGCUGCUUGAAAUCCUCUCCGUUGUUCGACUUUCUUUUCCCCAUCAAUCCACAGCAUUCAUUAACAGAGCCUCUCUCUACUUCUCUAUAGCUCCUCUAUUGAAGAAGCACACCUCGCUCGCUUUGCCAUCUUUCUCGUCACAUCAGAGAUUUCAUCUUAGACAGCGGUUUACUGUCUUUUCCCAUCUUUUUCAAGACCAAGUAUAUUAUAUAAAUCUCUUACGUUUCUCGAUUCUCGCAACAUGGCGGCCAAAAUGCUGCGGCAUUCAGCCUUAACCACCUGCCUUCUAUGGGCUUCCACCGCCUUCGCUGGCUACAACCCCGAUACAUCUGACAACAUCGCCAUAUACUGGGGGCAGAACUCAGCCGGUGUCACCGGUACCGGCAAGGCCCAGAAAUCGCUGUCUGAGUACUGCUCCAGCGCCGAAGUCGACAUCAUCCCUAUCGCUUUUGUGUCCAGCUUCAAUCCUAUCAAGGUAGACUUGUCAAAUAUGGCCGACGAUAAAAAUAUAGCCGAAGAGAUUAAGUCGUGUCAGAGUGCAGGCAAGACCAUCUUAGUAUCCCUCGGUGGCGCCACGUUCAACUCCGGGCCUUCAAGCACGGAGAAUGCUCGUUCCCUAGCCGACCAGAUCUGGAACAUGUUCGGCCCCACUGGUAACAACAGCAGCGAGCAACGUCCAUUCGGCGAUGCGGUUGUCGACGGAUUUGACCUCGACAUCGAGGCUCCACUCCCAAACAUGGCUCCCUUCGCCGCGCGCCUACGAGAACACAUGGACCAGGCUAACGGCAGCGGCGGUCAAAAGUUCUAUCUUUCUGCCGCACCGCAGUGCCCGUUCCCAGACCAGAACAACAAGGACAUGCUACAGGGUAACGAUGCCGUAGCCUUCGACUUUGUCAUGGUUCAGUUCUACAACAAUCCCACAUGCGACAUCCGGGUCUUUGAUGGCUCCACCGACCCGACGAAAGCCGGUUUUAACAUGGCGCAGUGGGACGAGUGGGCGCGCUCGAGCAAGAACCCGAAAGCGAAAGUCUUCCUCGGCGUCCCUGGUGGUCCCACGGCCGUGGGCCCCUCCCAGAAGGCAUCUUACAAGGCUCCCGAUGCCCUGAAGCCCAUCAUCGCCUACAGCAAGAAGUUCGAAAGCUUCGGCGGCGUCAUGGUUUGGGACAUGUCUCAGGUCUGGGCCAACCCCAACUUCCUCGACGGCCUUUCCAAGGACGUCAAGUCCCAGCCCGCCGCAAGCCAGAAUGCUGCAGAACAGAAGACCCGACGAGCACACCAGAGAGAGUGGCUGUCUUAAAAUUUUGUAUCACCUUUUGCCCCUUUUCCACCCCCGUCAUUAGAUAUAGAAGUCAGGUACUAGGAAUGCUAGUUUCGGGAAUCCCUACGAUAAAUUUCGUAGACAUUUAGAGUCUGGUUUACUCCUUCA
This is a messenger RNA of Daldinia caldariorum, 1748 nucleotides long. RefSeq names its product glycoside hydrolase family 18 protein. The transcript has a single exon. Gene Ontology annotation, biological process: carbohydrate metabolic process. The record is from RefSeq and is a predicted model, not a curated record. Gene Ontology annotation, cellular component: extracellular region. The coding region runs from base 564 to 1619 and encodes 351 amino acids. Gene Ontology annotation, molecular function: chitinase activity. Lineage: Eukaryota; Fungi; Ascomycota; Sordariomycetes; Xylariales; Hypoxylaceae.